Messenger RNA from Salvelinus sp. IW2-2015, 2148 nucleotides. Its product is annotated as NADP-dependent malic enzyme. Gene Ontology annotation, molecular function: malate dehydrogenase (decarboxylating) (NADP+) activity; NAD binding. Gene Ontology annotation, biological process: pyruvate metabolic process; malate metabolic process. Gene Ontology annotation, cellular component: mitochondrion. Lineage: Eukaryota; Metazoa; Chordata; Actinopteri; Salmoniformes; Salmonidae. The record is from RefSeq and is a predicted model, not a curated record.
UUUGCGCUCGUGCUCAUCGUUCUGUGUUGUCACUGGGAGAGCUGUCAAUGUGCCCAAGAGAGCAUUCACCGGCGCAUCCACUUGUUGACUUGGGUUCACAACAGAGUUCAGGGUUACUGUACGCUAUUUAAAGAGGGAAGCAACAUGGCACACGGUUUAGUCAAACGGGAAUCGGUCGAGAGUGAGAUGCAUAAAUCCGAAGACCAAAGUAAAAUAUUUGUUUACACGAAGAAGAGGGGGUAUGACGUUACACGUAACCCCUACCUGAACAAGGGCAUGGCCUUCUCCCUGGAGGAACGACUCCAGCUGGGGAUCCACGGCCUGCUGCCUCCCUGCUUCCUCAGCCAGGACGUCCAGCUCCUCCGGGUCCUCAAGAACUACGAGAUGAAGAGGGACGACCUGGACAGAUAUGUGUUUCUGAUGGGGCUCCAGGACAGGAAUGAGAAGCUGUUCUACCGUGUGCUGACGUCCGACACAGAGAGGUUCAUGCCUAUCGUUUACACUCCCACCGUGGGCCUGGCCUGCCAGAUGUAUGGCCUUGCCUUCAGGAGACCCAGGGGGCUUUUCAUCACCAUCCAUGACCUCACUCACAUCUCCACCGUGCUCCAGAGCUGGCCAGAGAAGGACAUACGUGCGGUGUGUGUGACGGACGGAGAGAGGAUCCUGGGCCUGGGGGACCUGGGCUGCUACGGUAUGGGCAUCCCUGUGGGCAAACUGGCACUCUACACGGCCUGUGGAGGCAUGCCACCCCAGCAGUGUCUGCCAGUCAUGCUGGAUGUGGGCACAGACAAUGAGGAGCUGCUGAAGGACCCUCUGUACAUCGGGCUGAGACACAAGAGGAUUCGAGGCCAGGCCUAUGAUGACCUGCUGGAGGAGUUUAUGAAGGCAGUGUCGGACAGGUACAGUAUGGGAAUGGAUUGUCUUAUCCAGUUUGAGGACUUCUGCAACUACCAAAUGCCCUUCCGUCUGCUGGAGCAAGUACGCGCGGCGACCAGUUACUGCACGUAUCAACGCAUCGACAUCCAAGUUACCGCUGCAGUGGCGGUGGCCGGCCUACUCGCUGCCCUUCGUGUCACCAAGAGCAAGAUGUCAGACCACACCAUUGUAUUCCAGGGUGCAGGGGAGGCCGCGAUGGGGAUCGCUGACCUCAUCACGAUGGCGAUGGAGAAGGAGGGACUCCCAAAAGACGAGGCUCUGCGCAAGAUCUGGAUGGUUGACUCCAAGGGCCUCAUCGUCAAGGGCAGAGACCACCUGACCCAUGAGAAGGAGAGGUUUGCCCACGAGCACGAGCGGAUGAGGAAUCUGGUAGAUGUGGUGCAUGAACUCAAACCCACAGCCAUCAUAGGUGUGGCAGCCAUCUCUGGAGCUUUCACGGAGGAAAUCAUCAGGGACAUGGCCUCGUUUAACGAGAGGCCGAUCAUCUUCGCCCUUAGCAACCCCACCAGCAAGGCAGAGUGCACUGCCGAGCAGUGCUACGCCAUCACAGAGGGGCGGGGCAUCUUUGCCAGUGGCAGUCCAUUUGACCCCGUGACCCUCCCUGAUGGGCGGACGUUCUUCCCUGGCCAGGGCAACAAUGCAUACGUGUUCCCUGGAGUCGGCCUGGGCGUCACCGCCUGUGCAAUCCGACACGUCACCGAUGAGAUCUUUCUCACCACCGCAGAGACCAUUGCUGACCUGGUGACAGAGAAGGAUCUGUCGGAGGGAAGACUGUACCCUCCCCUGAACACCAUCAGAGAUGUCUCUCUCAAGCUGGCCGUAAAAAUCGUGGAGUUUGCCUAUGAGCACAAGAUGGCGACGCUGUACCCGGAGCCUGAGGAUAAGGAGGCUUUUGUGCGCUCCCUCAUCUACAGCACCGACUAUGACGAGUUUGCUGUUGACUCUUACCACUGGCCCAAGGACGCCAUGACCAUCCAGUCAUGCAAACUGUGACGAGGGACUGAGGGCGAAGGACACGGGGCACGAAGGAGAAGUGACAGGAGACCAGGGUCCAGGAAGGGAGUGAAGGAGACGACAGAAGUGCAAUAUCAUCAAGACAAUGGCAAUUGUGGUUUUGAUGUAAAAGAGAAAAAGAUCUUUUUGAAUGCGAUGGCUACGAGCCAAAAUAGACACGAUGAUCAAAUAAAAUGGUUUAAAUGAUUGUUUACUUCA